ACAUGCUUUAACAAGGCGACGGAUAGGGAUGCAGAGUAAAAAUAUCAAGGCGCCAAUAUUCUAUAAUAUAGACUUGCUGGAAAUUUGUCGCCAUUGUUAGCUAGCUUCUGGGGAAGUCGAGAGCUCAAAGUGUAUCAAGGGCACAGACAUCGUACCUUAUCGGCCAUGGGUUUCAAUGAAGAGGAUAAGGUUGAUAGUGCUAAGAUGCCUCUGUUGCAGCAACAUCUGUGCUCUUCUCCUUCAUCAUCAUCGUCGCCGCCGUCAACUCCACCAACUCAAACUAUGAAGCUCCCCCACAAAAGAACUGGAAACGAAUGGACUGCUUUGGCACAUUUAAUCACAGCAGCUAUAGGCUCAGGUGUGCUAUCAUUAGCUUGGAGCGUGGCACAACUUGGAUGGAUUGCGGGUCCAUUGUCCAUGCUGUGCUUCGCUUGUGUAUCACUUACUUCUGCAUUACUUCUCUGCAACUGCCACAAAUCCACUGACCCAGAGUGUGGUACCAUCCGCCAUGGCUCUUACCUUGUUGCAGUUCAGUCAAUUUUAGGAAAGAAAAAUGCUUGGUUCUGUGCCAUCAUUGUUCAAAUUUACUUCAUCAAGGUUGCAAUUGUGUAUACAAUCACCACUGCUAGUAGUAUCGGAGCAAUUCUCAAGUCUAACUGCUAUCACUAUGAAGGGCAUGAUGCUGCUUGUAGCUAUUCAACUACAAUACAUAUGGUUAUAUUUGGAGCGGUUCAAGUUCUAGUGUCUCAGGUUCGUGAUUUUCAGGACACAAAGUGGCUCUCCGUAGUUGCAGCAAUCAUGUCUUUCACAUAUUCAUUUAUUGGAGCAGGACUAGGCUUAGCAAAAAUAAUUGAGAAUGGAGAAAUAAAGGGUAGCAUUACUGGAUUGCCUUCUGAUAAUGCGGUUGAGAAAGUAUGGUCAGUUGCACAAGCGCUUGGAGACAUUGCCUUUGCUUUCCCAUUCUCUCUUGUUUUCUUAAACAUACAGGAUACAUUGAAGGAAACUCCUCCAGAAAAGGUGACCAUGAAAAAAGCGUCAACAAUAGCGGUCUGCAUUACGACUUUCUUCUACCUAUGUUGUGGAGGGUUUGGUUAUGCAGCCUUUGGCACCAACACACCAGGGAACCUUUUGACAGGAUUUGGUUUCUAUGAGCCAUACUGGCUAGUUGAUAUCGCAAAUGCAGCUGUCAUUGUUCAUCUUGUUGGAGCAUAUCAGGUAUACACCCAGCCAUUUUAUGCAAAUGUUGAGAGCUGGCUUGGCAGGAAAUUCCCAGAGAGUGAAGCUGUACACAGGGAUUAUGAUGUGAAGCUCUUAUUGUUACCAGGUUUUAGGUUGAAUUUAGUGAGAUUGAUUUUCCGAACUGCGUAUGUUGCGACAGUCACUGGAAUCGCAGCGCUAUUCCCCUUCUUCAACCAGGUGGUGGGAGUUGCAGGAGCACUAACCUUUUGGCCAGUUAUAGUGUAUUUCCCAGUGGAGAUGUACCUGAAACAGAAAAGAAUAGAAUCCUGGACGACCAUCAAGAUCGUUCUUCGUACGUUCUCCUAUACAUGCUUGGUUGUCAUCGUAUUCGCCUUUGUAGGCUCUGUUAGAGGGUUGAUAGUUGCCAGAUUCAGCUAGAAACAACUCUCCAUCACUCCCUGAAUGAUGAUGAUGAUGAUUAGUUUUCUUUUUCUUUUUCAUUACACAUGUAUUAUUUGCUGUUAUAUGGAUUGAAUAUAUGAAUUUUUGGACAAAAACCUUCCCUGGCUGUUUUAGAUUGCUUGUCUAUUUGGGUGUUAA
Molecule: messenger RNA, 1779 nt
Organism: Ipomoea nil (Japanese morning glory)
Lineage: Eukaryota; Viridiplantae; Streptophyta; Magnoliopsida; Solanales; Convolvulaceae
Product: probable amino acid permease 7
Exons: 7
Coding region: 166-1617 (483 amino acids)
Cellular component (GO): plasma membrane
Source: RefSeq, a predicted model, not a curated record